Messenger RNA from Drosophila takahashii, 538 nucleotides. It is a transcript of the gene LysP, whose product is annotated as Lysozyme P. Gene Ontology annotation, molecular function: lysozyme activity. The record is from RefSeq and is a predicted model, not a curated record. Lineage: Eukaryota; Metazoa; Arthropoda; Insecta; Diptera; Drosophilidae.
AGAUGAAAGCCUUCCUAGUGAUUUUUGCCUUGGCUCUGGCAGCAGUAGCCACCAAAGCCCGAACGAUGGAUAGAUGUUCCCUGGCCAGGGAGAUGUCCAAUCUGGGGGUUCCCCGGGAUCAGCUGGCCAGGUGGACCUGCAUUGCCCAGCACGAGAGUUCCUAUCGCACAGGAGUCGUGGGUCCAGCCAACUCGAAUGGAUCCAAUGAUUAUGGCAUCUUCCAGAUCAACAACAAGUACUGGUGUAAACCUGCAGAUGGUCGCUUUUCCUAUAACGAGUGUGGAUUGAGUUGCAAUGCCCUGUUGACCGAUAAUAUCACCAACUCAGUGAGAUGCGCCCAAAAGGUUCUGAGACAACAGGGAUGGACCGCCUGGUCCACCUGGAAGUACUGCAGCGGAACCCUGCCCUCGAUCAAUAGUUGCUUCUAAAAUCUGAAUAUAUUUCAGUGAUUGUGCUAGUCCCAAAAAAAAGUAUUUUCUGUAUCCGCCCUAAUCAAAAAAUUCUAAAAUUUACUUCCCAAUAAACACAAGUGUUUCUA